GGUGUGGGGGAGUCAUAACGUUUCAUUUUUUUCUAAGCUAUUCUUGUAUACCCUCUCUCUCCUCAUUAUACGGAAAAGUGUGUAGCAACUAUUUUGCGGAUGACCUUUUUAGAUAACCAUAAGCAAACUUUAUUUGUCUUGUUUCCAUGAUAUCCCCCCAAGAGCAGCAAAAGCAAGAAAUUGCAACUACUCCAUCUGGAACCAAAGAAAAUGAAAAACUAGUCGUACCAGGAGUACAAGUAGCUCUAGAAAAUAUUUCGACAAAAAGUGUUUUGAAUGCUGUCAACUAUAAGUAUGCCCAACUCUUUCAUAGAGAACAGGUUUCUUCCGCGCAAAGUAAUACGACUUCCAAGCAAUAUAUAGAAGAAAGAAAAACCAGUAAUGGGACAAUAGGUGAAGUGUUGAGAAAAUUUGAAAAGGGAAGGCUGCUCGGAAAGGGAGGCUUUGCCAAAGUCUAUCAAUUAACGGAUAUUCAUACCCAUCAAAAAUAUGCAGGCAAGAUAAUUCCGAAAAAUGCCAUUCGAAAAGAAAGUGCCAAGCAAAAGUUGAUUUCAGAAAUUCGAAUUCAUCGAGAAUUGAGACAUCGGCACAUUGUAAAGUUUGAAAGUUGCUUUGAAGAUCAAGAAAAUGUAUAUAUCGUAUUAGAACUUUGUCCUAAUGGUUCCAUUAUGGAUAUGGUCAGACAAAGAGGACGCUUAACAGAAUAUGAAACGAGAUACUUUAUGAUUCAAAUUUUGGAUGCUAUUCGUUAUAUGCAUCGGGAGUGUUUAGUGAUUCAUCGGGAUUUGAAAUUGGGAAAUUUUUUCUUAGAUGAAAAUAUGGAAGUAAAGAUAGGAGACUUUGGUCUUGCUGCUCAACUAAGCAGUGACAAGGAACGUAAACGAACCAUUUGUGGAACACCAAACUAUAUAGCACCUGAAAUAUUAUCUGGUAAGCAAGGACACUCCUUUGAAGUAGAUAUCUGGAGCACAGGAGUUGUCUUUUAUACAAUGUUGGUUGGAAAACCUCCAUUUGAAACAUCUGAUGUAAAAAGUACAUACAAAAGAAUCAAAGAAAAUAUCUAUAGCAUUCCUGAAAGCUUGGAUUUAUCUACUAGUGCGAUCGAAUUAAUCGGCUCUAUCCUAAAUUCUGAUCCUGCAAAGAGAUUGAGUCUUGACGAAAUUCGUUCUCAUCCUUUCUUUGAUGCUAAGAUUCCUCGUGCUUUGAGCAUUCAUGCACUCAAAUCGACGCCUGUCUUUGAAGAGUCAGAACUCAUCGAACGAAACAAAGAAUCUUCAAGUUAUAAGAAAGGACGAGAGAAUCGACAACAAACUGUUGUAGGAUCUUCAGGUUUAUGGAAUGACGUCAUUCAAUCGAUCUCUCAAGAUCAAAGAACUCCUUUACAGAAGCUACAACAGCAUAUAAAGUCCAAUGCAGCAAAGAACAACGACCAUGCCGAAAAGUUGCAUCAAGCUUUGGAGAAGCAUCUUCAGCUCAACGAUAAUCAAAGCAAGAAAGAAGAAAAGCUUUUAGAGUCCCAAGAGGCUCAUAGCAAAUCUACGAAAGGAAUAUUUGACAAAGGUUUAGAUACCCAGUCAGAAGACGAAGAACGAAUGGUUUUAAACAAAGUGCGUGAUCAGCUGACAUCGAGUUUUGCAUUAUUGAAAAACGCAGAACAAAGUCCAUAUGCAUUUACUUCGAGUCUAAACACCAACGAUGGAACAACAAGUGGAUCGCCAUCCUUUCAAUCACCUGUAAAUGCACUUACUGGAGGAGCUUGGAUAUGUAAAUGGCUUGAUUAUUCAAAGAAAUAUGGAUUGGGCUAUCAAACUUGUUUAGGUUCGACUGGUGUAUGCUUUAACGAUGGAACUCAAAUUAUUUUGGAGAAAGGCCAACAAAAUUGGAUUUAUUAUAUGAAACGUACCGAAUCUCACGAAGAAAGAAAUGAAAAUAAGUGGAUAAAAAUGACAAUGGAAGACUAUCCUUCAGAACUCCAGAAAAAAGUGAAACUUCUCAUUCACUUUCGAAACUAUAUGCUCGACCAUACUCCCAAAGGUCAAGAGGAUCCUUUAAUAUCUCCUGAGAGUUCGUUUCAAAACAUAGAUACUUCGAACGAAACUUGUGGAGCCAAAGAUGCAACACGUCCUGUCUAUAUUAAGACUUGGUUUCGUUCUCCAUAUGCUAUUAUAUUUCGUCUAAGCAAUCGAAAUAUUCAGGUGGAUUUUAAUGAUGGAACUGAGGUCAUCUUAUCUCCAGAAGUCCAUGUCGUUACUUAUCGAGGAAAAGAUGGACGAAGGAAUAGUUAUCAACAAGGUCAUCUUCCCAGUCUUCCUGAGCUACUAAAACGAUUAAGAUAUGUUAUGGAUCUUUUACAAGAAAUGUUAAACAGAAAAACUUCAUAAAUUUCAACCAUCGCCAUAAUCUGU
Molecule: messenger RNA, 2405 nt
Organism: Galdieria sulphuraria
Lineage: Eukaryota; Rhodophyta; Bangiophyceae; Galdieriales; Galdieriaceae
Product: serine/threonine protein kinase
Exons: 1
Coding region: 147-2381 (744 amino acids)
Biological process (GO): protein phosphorylation; mitotic cell cycle; regulation of cytokinesis
Cellular component (GO): cytoplasm; nucleus; centrosome
Molecular function (GO): protein kinase activity; protein binding; ATP binding
Source: RefSeq, a predicted model, not a curated record